AAUUUGAAUGCGCGCGCAUUUUUAAAUAACUUGCUGUCUGUCAGACAGCCAACUCGGCCUUUUUCCGGUGAACGGUUCAGCGGACGGACGUGUUCAAGCUCCUCGAAACUUAAUCCCAACAAAUCACAAAAAUGAGGAUCUACAAAGACAUCUUUACUGGUGAUGAGAUGUUCUCCGACACCUACAAAAUCAAGCUCGUUGAUGAGGUCUUGUACGAAGUGUACGGAAAGCUGGUGACUCGCAAGCAGGGCGACAUCCAGAUCGAUGGGGCUAAUCCGUCUGCUGAAGAGGCCGAUGAGGGCACUGAGGAUUGUGUCGAAUCCGGUGUCGACGUUGUCCUCAAUCACAGAUUGUGCGAGACCUUUGCCUUCGGUGACAAGAAAUCCUACACCUUAUACCUUAAAGACUACAUGAAAAAAUUGGUCGCAAAGCUGGAAGAAACAAAACCCGAUCAAGUUGAGGUGUUCAAGACCAACUGCAACAAAGUAAUGAAGGACAUCUUGGGUAGGUUUAAGGAAUUGCAAUUCUUCACCGGUGAAUCCAUGGACUGCGACGGUCUCGUCGGACUUAUGGAAUACAGAGAAAUCGACGGUGAAUCCGUCCCAGUACUGAUGUUUUUCAAGCACGGCCUCGAGGAGGAGAAAUUCUAGUGUGAUUUAUUAUUAAAUUUUUUUAAAUUAAAAUCAUAUUUUGUUAGCUAUUAUUUAUACUACCGAUAUAUAUUGUAAUGAGUCGCAUACGUUAUGUAUCAUCAAUUCCAAAAUUUGUUGCUGGUUUCUCUGUAUAUGUCCGAAUCUGUGAAUUAAAUUGAUUUCCUAUUA
Molecule: messenger RNA, 821 nt
Organism: Aethina tumida (small hive beetle)
Lineage: Eukaryota; Metazoa; Arthropoda; Insecta; Coleoptera; Nitidulidae
Gene: Tctp
Product: translationally-controlled tumor protein homolog
Exons: 3
Coding region: 132-650 (172 amino acids)
Cellular component (GO): cytoplasm
Molecular function (GO): calcium ion binding
Source: RefSeq, a predicted model, not a curated record